Molecule: messenger RNA, 900 nt
Organism: Lathyrus sativus (Indian pea)
Lineage: Eukaryota; Viridiplantae; Streptophyta; Magnoliopsida; Fabales; Fabaceae
Source: the annotation of a GenBank genome assembly
AUGUCCUCAAGUGCAACAAUUUGGAGCUAUGAAGAAGAAAAAGCAUUUGAGAAUGCCAUAGCCAUGCAUUGGAUUGAAAAACAAGAUUCAGAAGAACAACAAUGGGAAAAGAUUGCUUCGUUUGUCCCUAACAAAAGCAUGGAAGAAGUGAAACAACAUUAUCAAGUAUUGGUAGAUGAUGUUAGUGCAAUUGAGGCAGGUCAUGUUUCAUUUCCAAAUUAUGCUAAUGAAUUAGAAACUAGUUCAAAUAAAGAUUCUUCUAAGUCCACCACAAGUUUAGAUAAGAGAUCAAGUUGUAAUUUUGGUAGUGGGUUUUCUGGUUUGGGACAUGACUCCUCCACCCACCAUAGUAGUGGGAAAGGUGGAUUGUCAAGGUCUUCAUCAUCAGAACAAGAAAGGAGAAAAGGAAUUCCAUGGACAGAAGAAGAGCAUAGGCUAUUUUUACUUGGUCUGGACAAAUUUGGAAAAGGAGAUUGGAGGAGUAUUUCAAGGAACUUUGUGAUAUCAAGGACACCAACACAAGUGGCAAGUCAUGCACAGAAGUAUUUCAUAAGGUUGAAUUCAAUGAAUAGAGAUAGAAGAAGGUCAAGUAUUCAUGAUAUUACUAGUGUUAACAAUGGAGAUGUAGCUAGUAAUCAUCAAGCACCAAUAACAGGUCAACAUGGUAACACAAUUCCUUCAAAUUUAGGACAAUCAAUGAAGCAUAGAGUUCACCCUCAUCAUCCUGGUUCUGGUUUAGGAAUGUAUGGAGCACCAGUUGGACAUCCUGUUGUUGCUCCUCCGGCUCAUAUGGCUUCUGCAGUUGGGACUCCGGUCAUGCUUCCUCAUCAUCCUCAUCAUCAUCCACCUUAUGUUGUUCCUCUUGCUUACCCUAUGGCACCCCCACCAAUGCACCAAUAA